Messenger RNA from Acipenser ruthenus (sterlet), 2645 nucleotides. Its product is annotated as E3 ubiquitin-protein ligase CHIP-like. Lineage: Eukaryota; Metazoa; Chordata; Actinopteri; Acipenseriformes; Acipenseridae. Gene Ontology annotation, molecular function: protein-folding chaperone binding; ubiquitin protein ligase activity. Gene Ontology annotation, cellular component: Z disc; cytoplasm. Bases 883 to 1746 code for a protein of 287 amino acids. The transcript is spliced from 8 exons. The record is from RefSeq and is a predicted model, not a curated record. Gene Ontology annotation, biological process: proteasome-mediated ubiquitin-dependent protein catabolic process; protein polyubiquitination; protein quality control for misfolded or incompletely synthesized proteins.
UCAUUUGCGAACUGCUGCUAGGCGAGUUUGAAUGGGCGUGUCUGAUCUAAUCCUACUGUAUAGCUAUGGUUCUGCCAUUGUAAUUCCAUGUAGUUUUUUGUAAAUGUAAACGCAUUUCAUUUAAAAUAACCCGAGCGCCAUGAACAGUUAAUAAUAUUAGGCUAUUUGUUGUUUUUAAAAUUUAAAUACGUUUUUGGGAAGUUUAACAUGGUACAACUGAGUUUGUGACUGAAAAAAAACCUCCGCGCUUUGUGACCUAAAUGGCUUUCCAUAUAACUCUAUGUUCGUUUUUACUCUAUGGUGAAAGAUUGUGUUAUUUAUGACGGGAACUUCCGAUCUGUGUGUUUUUGUAACAGAACUUCUUAUCAGAGCUUCGUCACCAAAACAAGAAACUGAGGAAGCGCCCUGGGGGAGAAACGUCAAAGAUACUAGAACUAGAUCAUACAAAAAUCGAAGAUAUAAAAAAAUAGUAACAAACGUGUAAUAAAGUCAAGGGUUUUAAAGGAAUAAUAGUUAGGGUACGAAGCUGCGGCCGACGGGGGAGGAACCCGGGUUUUGCCUGCUGGCGGUCGCUGGUUGAGACAGCGGCUGGUAAGGGGAAGGCAGCCAGUCUGACUGCUUUUGCAGAACAGGUGUUGGAGGGGGAAGCAGGGAUCGACUAGGGGUCAUAUAAAAUCACUGAAAUACCUGGGGGGAAAAAACCCAAAGAGAAAUAAACGGGUGGCAAAAGAAAGGUUUCCACGUUCCUGUCGGCAUUUGUAUAGGAUCGGGGGGUGGUUUCAGCCUGAAGGAGCCCGAGGGAUUGCCGGGUGGCCAGCCGGAGACACGGGGAGCAGGAUUGGGAAGCAGAGCGGAGCGGGUGCUGCGGGGGUGGCGGAGAAGAUGGCAGGCAGCCCCGAGAAAAGCGCCUCCGCCCAGGAGCUGAAGGAGCAGGGGAACCGGCUCUUCCUCAACCGCAAGUACCAGGAAGCGGCAGUCUGCUACAGCAAAGCUAUCAACCGGAAUCCCUCAGUGGCAGUGUACUACACCAACCGGGCUCUGUGCUACGUGAAGCUGCAGCAGCACGACAAAGCCCUGGCUGACUGCAAGCAUGCGCUGGAGCUGGACAGCCAGUCAGUGAAGGCACACUUCUUCCUGGGCCAAUGCCAUCUGGAGCUGGAGAACUAUGACGAGGCCAUCGGCAACCUGCAGAGAGCCUACAACCUGGCUAAGGAGCAGCGGCUGAACUUCGGAGACGAUAUCCCUGGAGCUCUCAGGAUAGCAAAGAAGAAACGCUGGAACAACAUCGAAGAGAAGCGCAUCAACCAGGAGAACGAGCUGCACGCCUAUCUCACUAAACUCAUCCUAGCAGAGAAAGAGAGUGAACAAGCAGACUUCAGAGAACAACAAGAGAACUUGGAAGACAACAGAUGCAAGAAUGAAUUAGCAAAGAUUGAGGCUAAGCACGAUAAGUACCUGUCAGACAUGGAAGAGUUGUUCUCUCAAGUAGAUGAAAAAAGGAAGAAGCGGGAUAUCCCUGAUUAUCUGUGUGGAAAGAUCAGCUUUGAGUUGAUGAGAGAGCCCUGCAUUACCCCCAGUGGAAUCACAUAUGACCGCAAAGACAUAGAGGAGCAUCUACAGCGAGUUGGACACUUUGACCCUGUGACCCGGAGUCCCUUAACCCAGGAUCAGCUCAUCCCAAACCUGGCCAUGAAGGAGGUGAUCGACGCAUUUAUCUCAGAGAAUGGCUGGGUGGAGGAUUACUGACCUGCAGGGUUCAAGACUAACCGAAAUGCCCUCCUGGAUUUGCACUUUAACCCAGCAGCCGUGCAACAGACUUACGGAGCACGAGCCCCUGGAAUGUCUCAUUUUACCAUUGUUUUAAUUUGCUCUCAAAGGCUGGGAGCUGAUCCCCAUGAAAAUAUAUAUAUACAAAAUGGCAUACAAAAAAAAUCAUACGGUACUUGUGGCUACUACAAAUCAUUUUGAAUUUCUUUGUCAGUAAUACCCUUUAUUCUUUUUAUGCACUGAGCACCAUUUCACACAGUCUACUUCUUGUUUUAUUAGUCCUUAGAACUGGGUCAACAUCCAGAACCCUGGUAGGUGCCAGUUUUCAAUCCUAGCUAUUCCACUCACUUGUCUGGCUGCAGUUUUCAGAUUGGGCCACUAGUUAUUUUUUUCCCUGUGAUUCAGCCACAUGCCUGCAAAUCAUGGUUACAAGUAUCGGCACCCAUGGAAAAUGGAGCUCUUCCAGUGUGGUUAUUGUUUGAGGGGAGUAACUGAUUAACUGAUCUAGUCUAUGUCCCCACCACUCAUUUAUACUGGGGUCCCCAGAAAGUGAUGUUUUCCAAAUACAGCAAAAGAUGUUGUAUUUAAAAAAUGUAUUGUACACUUUGCUGCCUUCAUCCCAUGAGAUUUAAAGAACACAAGACACAGGCUUGGGGGUAAGGGGGGGGGGUAAGGGGGGAGGAAGUUGGACAUAUUGUAUUGUGUAUGUAUGAAGUAUCUGAACUCUCAAGACUAUCUUUUCUUCAUUGGCAUUCAUAAAGCUAUGGCAUCACAAUAACGGCAUUGUAAUGUAGCACUGUAGUGGUUUUGCUGUUUUGCAUUUGUGUCCCACACUUGUGUGGUACUAAUAAGGUCUAAAUACAGUUUUCUGAACUGCC